CGACCGAUGCGCGCCAAUAAUUGUUUAUCCUCCGUCCGUCGUUCGUGUGUUGUGUGGCCGCUGCGAAAGUUUUGUAAUUGCGUACUAUAACCGUGAAAUUCAGCUUCUCUUUAGUGCUUCUGACUAUCGAAGAACACCCAAUUGAAGUCUUCGGUGCAGCCUGCUGAUCCGUUGUCCUCAAGAUUGAAGUUUCGCAAACUGACGGGAAACGAUGAACGCACGCCAGCGAAUGUUCGUUGGAAGCGAACUGUACGAUCCUCUUCGCAAAGCUUUGCAGUCCGGUGGUGCCGGUGAGGAAGUUGACGGCCUAUUGGUCCAACUUGAGCAUGCAUGCUGUUCCUCCGCAGCGCCUACCGGCAUUCGCACACACGCUACCAAAAACAACAUCGGAAAGGAUGACCUGAAAUUCUGGCUCGAGGAUGUAGGUCGUUUGAUGUUUGAGGCAAAGUCGACAAACACAAGGCAGCUUGCUUUGAAUGCGCUGGAGGCGGCAGUGAACCACAUUAAGGCCACCCACUACCAGGACCACUCAUCGUGGGGUGAGAUGCGCGAAAUCGUCAGCAAGGAGUACACAUCCUUGCUGGACACGGCACGAAGCGAAAAGGACCCCAACUGGCAUCGCAUUUGGUCGGUGCUGGUUCGCAUUAUAGACCGCGAGCUUUGCCAGGGUUCGUCAAUCAUCAACAUGUUUUUAUCGAUCGUUGAGGCGGGAUUCAGGUCACCGGAGCUGUCGAUCCGCGAACAAUCGUUUGACUGUUGGCGGCUGUUGGUCGAGAUUUUUGCCAACAACAAACAGAUAAACAUUCCCAAGCGGGUGAAGCUGAUCUGCAUUCCGCUGAAAAGCUCCAAGUCAAAGACGGAAACGAUCGCGAUGAAAAAGUUUGACAUCUGGUGGUUCCUUUUGAGCCAACUGCGCCCCCAGCUGGAUGCUAUGGCAGACACCAUAUUUGAACCGUUCAUAUACUUUUGCUUUGGGCCUUCGUUUAAGACGCCUUUAUGCUACUACUUUGACCCCUCGUUCCAGGAGCUGGGUGCUCCGGGAAAAAUGUACCAGUCUAUUAAGCAACUAUCAGCAAUUGCUUUAAUACAUCUGCUUGGCCCCGCCCCGGCUAUCACGAGAUCGUUGGUCACAUCGCCGGACAGUGGGGGUUUACAAUUACCGUUUGAUUUUCCCGAAAGCGGCAUGGCUAUAUCGGACACACUUUUCUCGGCCAAAGCCAGAUUGAUUGUCGAUUCGUGUACGGAGUGCACGGUACUGUUGGCGCAGAUGAAUCAUCUUGACUAUCUGCAGAUUAAUAGAUGCCUCUGGAACAAUCUGAUAAGGCGGGCCACUGCCGCGACAACAGUGGCGAAAAAUGACAUGUUACAGUGGAUUAAAGAGGAUAUGAGCGCCCUUUUAAAACUGUGUUUACUUCAGGACGGUGACAUGGCACUCCGCGAUUUGCUGUACGAUACGCUACUAACCAUCGCGCAAAGCGAUCUAUUCAAGGUGAAUGUUGGGUAUGAUUCACCGGAGCAAUUGGUGUUUAAUUACAAGACUUUGAUGCCACUGCUACUACACCCGCAACUUCCUUGUCCGGUAGAAAAAUCGGAACCAAUAGUGAAAUGUUUGUUCGAUCUGAAUAGACACACUGGUCCAAGCGCCUAUUGGGAUAUACUUCACAAAACGAUCCAGUACAUUUGCCACGAGGAUGAUCACAGCGGAAACAACAGCUCAGACGUUCGCGCAAUAAGGUCCCAAAUCUACACACAGCUAGGCAAUCAUCUGACUGUGCAAAUACGAGACGAUAUGGAAGGGUUUCUGCAGCAUCAAACCACGGUGAUGAGUUUCCUGCUGUAUCCGUUGGAAUACGAUCAGCUGCUGUUGAUCGACAGCGUGAAAAAACUGUGGAUGGCAUUAUACGAACCAAUUGCGAAGCAAGAAACGAAUACCUGCGAGUUCGUAAAUGCAUUCUGUGAAAUGAUCAAAGCCAUGACCAUUGCCAAACAUGGCUACAGUACGGCGGUAGUGGCCGACUCGAUCUGCUACAUAAUGCGAACACUACCAGACAACUUCGAACCUGCCAGUUCGCCCGUAAAAGUAUUGGAGCUGUUUAAAGAUGUUGCACGAAAGGGCCUGGCCUAUAAAUCGAAUCUCGAUCGUAUUGAGUCGAUGGUGUGCUGUUUUGGCGAGCUGUUGGAAAGGUUAAACACUAAUAACGUGCUAACUCUGAUUAUGCCGAUAAGAAAUGCUGUAAACGAACUAGUAUCGAGCGAACAUGGACUGCAGAUGGGUGAGGUUAAGAAGAUGCUUAAAGUAAUAUCGAACAAAAUGAUCAUGUCGGAAAUGUCGAAAGAGUUGGCCGUCCAAUCGAGCGAUGUUAAAUGGAACUGCAAACUGUUGCUGAAAAGCUUGCUGAACUUGUCGGACGAUGUGAAGAAGGGUUGGAAGGUAGCAGAAAUGAAAAAGCUUAUGAAUGCUUGGGAGGAUAAAGCUGGGAGCAAUAAAACUCCCAAACGCAACGCCAAAGGAGAGGAGUUUGUGGUGAUAGAGAAGGUGUGGAAGUUUAAGCCAGAAACGCUCACCGAACAUCAGCGUGAAAAAAUGAUGGAAAAGCGGACGGAUAUUCCCGCACUGUACAACGAUAUGAGCCAAUCGCAGGAUAGCUUUGUCAUAAAACCCUGGACACCGAGCAAGGGUGUCCUUCCCCUGAAGCAGAACGCUUUGGCUGGAGUUACUGUGCCGGAUAGUGCUACGACACAAAUGGAAACUGACAGCAUCGUGUCGCAGGAGCCUGGCGAAACUGUUGCUAUAGAAACCGAAGCACCCCUGUCAAUUUCUACUAAAUCUGCAAGUGAAUCUAAGCCCGACACGAAUCGUUCCGACAAAGAAAACAACAAUGGAAACGUUGUAAAGGAAGAACCACAGCUAACGACAAAGCAACAGCAAGAUCAGACUGAAUCGGAAGAGGAUAAGAAGCAGCAAAAUCACAAAAAAAAGAAAACGGUUCUUGAUAAGUUGCGCAUCGAUACGGUUGAAGGCAAAAGUUUGGAUGUUAUGAACUUGUCACGCACGAGACGUUCCGAGCUACCGGAAAAGAGGGCCACACGGCAGAAGAUGAACUCGAGUCAGGUGGUUGAAAGCGAGAAGAAGCGCAACUCUAUCACAAAACCCAAGGUGGAGCAGAAAAGUGCGUCUACCUCCAAAAUACCAGCGGUGAAAGGUUUGCAGCAAAAAGAGAGACGAAGGUCUAGAAAGUUACUUAACUUCGAGCAUCAUGAGAGUACCGUUCCCUCAACGGAAUCAACCGACAUGGACCAGGCUAAUGUUUCCGGUGACGUCAUUGAAUCCUCUCAAUCUGACUCUUCAGAAGCCGCGAACCGGAGAGCAUCAUUCGUAAAAUCUAGGGCACCGGAGGUUGGAGCAAAAAGCGAAGAUGUGCCGGAUGCGUGCACGACCACAACGCAAACGCCGAAAGAAAGCGUAGAAAAUACAGACAUUGAAGAAACACCAAGCGUCGAGCGAAUGGAUGUCGAUAAUGGAACGCAGAGCGCGAUUACUGAAGUUAACGAUAUUCAGCCUGGUGUGCAAGAAGUCUCCGACAAAUCUGAAGUGCCGGAACAACAGAGCGUAGCAGAGCCAAGAGCAGCGGAACAACCAGCAGCCAUGUCAAAUGAAGUAAGCACUGGUGCACAGCCUGCCCAAGCGCCCCCAAAAAGUCCCAACAUUCUCUUGUCGCCCAGCAGGCGCUUUGUACGGCUAUCACUAGAUGAUAGUAACAAAGUUGGCCAAAUCCUUUCACCCAGAAAGGGAACCGACAAUAAACUGCUGUCGAGGUGCUUGUACAGUCCUUCGAAGACGAUGCUUCAGGCGGAAAAGAAAGACAAGGGUUCACCUUCGACAAAAACAAUAGCGGCCUGUGACGAUGCUAUGCGCGAAGCGUUAAAAAUCGCCGGAACAGCAAACGGGGACACAAAUGCAAGAGAGGUGUCCAGUUUGGUUGAAAACUGCAGCGGGUUGUCCAGCCCGAAGGUGGCGCGUUUCCGACCAUUAGUCGUAGUGGAACCGAUCAUGGAUAUCGCAAAAACAUUGCAGGACGAUGCAGAACAUCAAAUGGAAGCAGUCUCUCACCCCAUCAUUAGCAUGAAGAUAGAUUCCAAGGAACAUGACGAGCACCAGGCUGGCGAUAGCAGCACACUACAACCCUCAACUUCCGAGCAGCAUCAUCCACCAAUUGUUGAGCCAUCUACAAAUGUCUUAGAAUCGGUUGAAGAUAAAGCGGCUCAGCCGGCACUACCUUCAGAGCAAACCGCUGGCGAACGGUCCGUUCUCAGUAUGGAUCAGCUUUCGCCGGUAAAGAAUCUGGACGAAGAGAUGGAACCGUUGAAUAAGUCGCUGAAUCGUAGCAUAGUCUCAUCGCCCGAUCGUGCCGGUGAAGAGGAGCGGAAUGCGGAUCUGCUUAACAGCACGCUGAAUAUUUCGCCGAUAUCGGAGGAAAAAGGUUCGAUCGCUAAAGCUGCCGAUAGCGGAGAGCUGGCCGGUAGUGCAGACAGCAGACGCACGUCCAAUAGAAUCGUGGGAAGAGAACGGGACACGAUGCCGAACGCAACCAACGCUACUCCGGUGCAUUCAGCUGCUUCCCGGCGCUCGAAGGCUAGCCCAACUCCGCAGACACCAUCGGGAUCGAACAGUGCACUGAAGACUCGCACACACCUACAGUCGUCCUCUGUAUUGCAUAGCCCCAGAACAAAUAUGAUGGGGCUCGGUGGGCGUGGUGCACAGCUCAUUAAUUUAAUCCGCAACCAGCAAAACGACCAAUCUCCCAAACCAAACACACCUCCACAAAAUGCGUCAACACCGAAGGUAGGCCAAGGUUCCGCCAAUCGUUUAAUGAUGCGUAAAAAAGCGAUUGUCGGCAAUGCAACAACCGCAUCGGCUAGCGAAGCCACUCCAGGUUCGGAAGCGAUGAAACAGAGUGAAGAAAAUGGCCAAGAGAAGGGUACGCAGUAUCUGUUCUUUUCUAAAGCACUGCCUUCGCCGCUAGCCUCGCCUGCUAGCAGCAUACUGAAACGCAAGCACAACCAGGACGAGAGCGGCGGUGACGAUAUCGAAUCGCCGAUCAACAAGCGCAAACGCGUCAGCUUUCACGAUCCUCCGGUUUCGCUCACCAAAGAAUACAUUCGACAGGUAGAAGAGUGUCGCCCGGUCUCUGUGAGCCGCAGUCUGCAGCUGUCCAGUAGCAUUACGUCCUCAGCAGAUAGGGCAAAGUUCAUGAUGCGACGAAAAAGCAAGUCGGAUAGCAUUACCGAGCUGCAGCACUUUACCACUAAGCAGGAGCAUUCAUCAAAGGACGGAGAAUCGACUGCCGGUCAGGGCAGCGGUAAAGCCGUUGACGAGGAUAUGGAAGAAGUGGAAUUGACAUCUUCGCCGGAAUCGUUGGACGAGCAUGAAUUUAUGAUGCACGAUGGUACCGACAACAUGACCACCUUGCAGGUAACAUCGGACUGUACGGACAUGAGCCAGGGUGAACCCUCGAACUCGGGAAUGUCGGAAUGUGAAACUCCACUCGAAACCGAGCAACAAGCCGCUACUGCUACGGUGAACGAAAAACCGCACGAGUCCCCGAAUCAAAUACGCUUUUCAUCGGAGGACGCUCUGCUGGAGCACGUCCUAAACCGUUACACGCUCGAUGACAUCUUUGAGCGCUACAUUUCCGCCGGAAAAACGCUGGAAAAGGCAAAAAGUGUUCGCACCCUCACGAAGGAACUGUCCACCAAAAUGUCGGACGAUCCCAAGAUCCGCGACGUGGUGCUGGACGAACUGUCGGAGCGCCAUUCGGUCGAGUUUUUGGAUCACGCUAUACAGGAAAAUUCCAAUGCGAAGGUGUGUGAACGUUUGUCGGCGAUCACCAUGAUGGACCAUGUAUUCAAACAGCUACACGCGACCGAUCACGCAGCUGAAGGCGCAACCGAGAAGGAAGAUACAGCGCGCGUGAUGGAAACCAUUUUCGAGAAUUUGCUUAGCUUACCGGGCACGGAAACGGACGGCCAAAAGCUAGCCGAGCUUCGAGAACAAUUUCUACGGAAGGAACUGGCGCGUAAAAAUCGUUUGGAGAUCAUGUCCCUGCUGGAAAGUUACUUUAAAGCAUCGCACACGAUGUGAGCGUAACGGAGAUACUGUACUGAUCAUGUAUUGACCAACUAUUUCUUUUUAAUGUCUAUUGAUGAAUGGUACUACUAUCCGUGGAUCGAUGACUUUAACGAAAUGUUUAAUGUUUAUUUAAAAUUACGCCAUCUACGUUAAGUGUCUAAUUGUACUAUUUCCGUUCUAACACUAUAGUUUGAGGAGGACGAUGAUUCGCUUUGAACGACACGAUAAUUGACGUCAUGAGAAUAUUGUACAAAUGUAAAGUACUGAGUAAUGAUGAUGAAAGGUUUAAGAUAAGCAUUAUGAAUGGUAGUUCGUGUCGUGUUUCCUAGUAAUUGAAAAUAGAUUCCAACUAAUUUAAAACAAUGUUUGAAUUCGUUACAUUUUUUGGUAUAUAUUGCAAAUUUUUCGCUUUGAACUCUUUCAGCUCCUUCUCUAAAGUUAAAAAUGUUGAGGCUAACCUUGUUUGGAAUUACUGUCAAUUGUUUCGAUCGUCGAUAGGUGGCGUAAAAUUGUCUUCGGAAGAAAAACACUUGGAAUUGACUACUAAAACCGGAGAGCUACCAUUUCAUUGCUAUAAAUGGCAUAGUUAUAACGCUGUUCAAAAGAUCACGAAUUGCAUGUAGGUACUAUUGUAGAAAAAUAUAACUAAGAAAUCAAUAAAAAUAAAGAACAAUGAAACAUGUG
Anopheles stephensi (Asian malaria mosquito) is the source of this 6814-nucleotide messenger RNA. It is a transcript of the gene Rif1, whose product is annotated as telomere-associated protein RIF1. Lineage: Eukaryota; Metazoa; Arthropoda; Insecta; Diptera; Culicidae. The transcript is spliced from 5 exons. Gene Ontology annotation, biological process: telomere maintenance. Gene Ontology annotation, cellular component: nucleus. The record is from RefSeq and is a predicted model, not a curated record. The coding region runs from base 212 to 6142 and encodes 1976 amino acids.